Naegleria lovaniensis is the source of this 1242-nucleotide messenger RNA. RefSeq lists its product as uncharacterized. NCBI's taxonomy places the organism in Eukaryota, Heterolobosea, Eutetramitea, Acrasida, Naegleriidae. The transcript has 2 exons. Bases 1 to 1242 code for a protein of 413 amino acids. Gene Ontology annotation, cellular component: cytoplasm; nucleus. The record is from RefSeq and is a predicted model, not a curated record. Gene Ontology annotation, molecular function: ATP binding; protein serine/threonine kinase activity. Gene Ontology annotation, biological process: endocytosis; signal transduction; peptidyl-serine phosphorylation.
AUGAACACAACAACCGUCCCCCACUCUCAACAACCACCGACCACCAAUGUUGUUGCUCCUCAUAAUUUGAACUCUCCCCGAGGACGGGCCAAUGUAAAUGACACUGAUAAACGAGCACAACAGCAACAACAACAAAAACCAACGAUACGAGCGCAUGAAAUCGCUCAAAUUCCUCCCUACAAACCUCAAAUACCUAGACUCAUUGGAAAACGAUUUCUGGUGGGUGCAAAACUUGGAAGCGGAAGUUUUGGAACAAUACAUGCAGGAAAAAUCAUCAGCAACAAUCAGGAAGUGGCCAUCAAGUUUGAGGAAGUAAAAUCUAAAUUCCCUCAACUCUUGGCAGAAUCAAAAAUUUACAAGAUUCUAUGGGGGUUACCAAUAGCGAAUAGCAAAAAAACUCUUCUCUCAUUACCGGGUCAGAACGAACCCAAUCAAGCAAUGGCUCUCUCAAAAAGCCAGGACUCGAUUACUCAGCUCUCCCAACACUCCCAAAACACAUCACAAGAGAUUAUAGGAAUACCAAAACUGUUUUGGUACGGAGUUGAAGAAGAAUUUAAUGUCAUGGUCAUUGAAUGUUUAGGGCCAUCGUUGGAAGAUUUAUUCAGUUUUUGUAGCCGAAGAUUCUCCCUCAAAACAGUUCUCAUUUUAGCAGAUCAAUUAAUAUCUAGGAUUCAGUUUUUGCACGAGAAAAAUUUCGUUCAUCGAGAUGUUAAACCUGAGAAUUUUCUUAUGGGACGAAAAGAAAAAGCUCAUCAUGUUUAUAUGGUCGACUAUGGUUUGGCUAAAAAGUACAUGAUAGAAGAAAAAGGGGAAGGUUUAAAACACAUACCCAUGAGAAAAAACAAAUCCUUAACAGGAACAGCCAGAUACACAAGCACCAACUCACAUCUAGGAUACGAACAAGGUCGACGAGAUGACCUUGAAAGCAUAGGAUAUUUAUUUGUUUAUUUCUUGAAUGGAAGUUUACCUUGGCAAGGACUGAUGGCCAACAAUCGGCAAAAGAAGUACGAAAAAAUUGCAGAAAAGAAGAUGAACAUUUCGGUGAAUCAACUGUGUGCAGGAUUGCCAAUAGAAUUUACGCAAUAUUUCCUUUACGUGAAAAAGUUAAAAUUUGACGAACGGCCUGACUAUGAUUAUUUACGAACAAAGUUUGCAAACCUCUUCAAUCGAAUGGGAUACAAGAUGGAUUUUGAAAUGGAUUGGAUGAAAUUAAGGAAAGAUUUAGGUCAAGCACAAUAUUAA